AUGUCUGUUCCAAGCCAACACCGUUCUGUUAUUAUUAACCCUCCUCCACCAGAAUACAUAAAUAAAAACAAUAGUGGUUGUCAAACAAACCAACUUCAGUACUUACAGAGGGUGGUCAUGAAAGCCAUGUGGAAACACAACUUUUCCUGGCCGUUUCAUGAGCCUGUUGAUGCAGCAGCGCUGAAUCUUCCUGAUUAUUACAGUAUCAUAAAGAAACCUAUGGACUUGAGCACCAUUAAAAAGCGUCUGGAACACAAUUACUACACAAAAGCUGCAGAAUGCAUUGAAGACUUUAAAACUAUGUUCUCGAACUGUUACAUAUAUAACAAGCCAAGUGAUGACAUUGUGUUUAUGGCCCAAGAACUAGAAAAAGUGUUUAUGCAGAAAAUAUCCCAAAUGCCACCAGAAGAAACAGUAGUGAUUCCCAACAAAGGAAAGAGAAAACUAAAGAAGCCAGAGGAACCAGAGCAGCCCAAGCCUGGGACUUCGAAUGAACAAAGCAAAAUGCAGAAACAUGUUGCAAGCAGUGAGCAGCCUCCUGUGAUGACUCAAGAGCUACAGCAGGUUACACUAGCUCCUUUGUCUGCAGCUCAGCUGACUGCUUUAAUGCCAGCUGCAGUCCCUAUAACAAAAGCAAAAAAUGGUGUGAAAAGGAAGGCUGACACUACAACUCCUACUACGUCAAUAUUCACAGCAAGUGGUGAAUCUUCUGCAACAUGUAAUGAAAGAAAAGCUGCUAAAGCACACAGAGGUGAAAAUGAAUGUGUGAUACCAAAUAAGCUUCUGAAGAGAUACUUGCCAGAUUCUCAACCAUCACCUAAAGUUCUUAAAAAGAUUCAUUUGUCAGAACAACUAAAACAUUGUAAUGAAAUACUUAAAGAAAUGUUUUCAAAGAAACAUGAAGCAUAUGCAUGGCCUUUCUUAAAACCGAUAGAUGUUGCAUCCUUCUCACUUGGUGAGAACCAAGGGAUCACCAAAUGUCCAACAGACCUGGGAACCAUUAAAAAGAAAAUGGAUAACUCUGAAUAUAGUGAUAUACAAGAAUUUGCUACAGAUGUUAGAUUAAUGUUCAUGAGCUGCUACAAACAUAAUUCUCCAGACCAUGCAAUAGUUGCUAUGGCAAGAAAAUUUCAGGAUGUUUUUGAGAAGCACUUUGCCAAAAUUCCUGAUGAACCUGUUGCAAGUGUUCCUCUUCCACAACCUACAAGAGAAAUGACAGAAACUUAUUCCAGUGAGAGCAGUAAGGAUGAUUCUUCAGAAGGAAAAUCAUCUGAGGACUCUGAGCAGGAGAGAACAGUGCACCUUGUAAAGCUUCAGGAGCAAAUUAAAGCUGUUCACCAGCAGUUGCGGUCUUUGACCAAAGCAUACUUCCCUAGACUGAAAAAUAAAGAGAAGGCUAAAAGGGAGAAAAGUAAGAACAAGGAAGAAGUUAAAAUCAAGAGCCUGAUUCAAAAGAAGAAAAAACUAAAACAUAAGAAGCAAUCUAAGAAAAAGAUGUCUUUAAACAUUCAAUCAAAGACAACCAUGCAGCAGGUCUUGUUGGCACAGAAGUCAGAAGAUGAAGAUGGUGCCAAGCCUAUGAAUUAUGAUGAAAAACGACAGUUGAGUUUGGACAUAAAUAAACUUCCUGGAGAUAAGCUUGGAAAAGUAGUCCAUAUAAUACAGGAAAGAGAACAUUCACUGAGGAACUCUAACCCUGAUGAGAUAGAAAUAGACUUUGAAACUUUAAAGGAUUCAACACUCAGAGAGCUAGAGAAAUAUGUGGCAACCUGUUUGAGGAAGAGACCAAGAAAGCAGCAGGCUAAAAAACCAACCAAGUUAAAAGAACAACUUAAUUCUGAGAGGAAACAAGAGCUGGAGAAGAGACUACUGGAUGUCAGUGGUCAACUAAACCCAAAGGAGGAGAACUUGAAGUUUGAAAACAAUGCUGAGUCCAGUAUUGGACCAAGCAGACUGAGUGACAGCAGCAGCUCCUCGGACUCUGGCAGCAGCACUAGCAGUGGUUCUAGCUCUUCAGAUAGCAGCGACUCUGAAUCAGAAACCUGCUCAGAACAAUCUGGAGCCAGGCAGAACUAUCCAAAGUCUAUGGAAAAGCCUAAGAGAAUACCACGGUGUUUACAGAGGACAUCCUGCAAUGCUGUUCUGCAAGAACAGCCCUCAUCUCUUAUUAGUAGCUUGCAAAAUCAUGGAUCAUCUGAACUCCAACAGUCACCUCCCAAUGUACUGCAGAGGCUUCAGCCUUUACAGAAUAGAUCACUUAAACCAUCAGAACAAAAUGCCCAGUAUCUCUCAGGUAUAAUAUCAGCUGUAUCUGCUCUGCAUGAUGCUCCAGACCAGCAAACAAUUCAGUGUAUUCCAAGGACAAAUAAGUCUUCUGUCACCCAGUGCACACAUGCUCUUCUAGAGGUAUCUGACACAACUUCGCAGGUUGACGGUGUUGAUUGGAGUAAGCAAGCUGAGAAAACAAUACACCUAGACAAAUCAAAUAAACCUCAAAACAAGGCCACUGAGAGAACUGCUGAUUCAAUAUCCAUAAAUCAAGAACAAAGUCACUGUACACCUAAUGAUAAACCUAAUGGUAAAAACAUGCUAGAGCCAAAAUCCAAAAUUCUUUCAAGAAAGGAUACAGGAUUUAAGAAUACAGAUUCCUGGGUAAGCUUAUGUAAAACCAUGAUGCUCCCAGCUCCGAUAAAAACAUCUGCUGAGAGCUUCAAUCAGUUCAGGAAAGCAGCAUUAAAGAAGAGAAGUGGGCAAGCACAGGAGUUGAAAAGGCUUGCACCAGAGGCCAAGAGGGAACUGCAAAACCUUUCUCAAGAAAAAGAGAGGGGACAUGAAGGCACAGUAUUGAAUGCCAUGGCAAAGACAGACUGUGAGCCCCAAAAAGAAGAGCAUAAGAGCAAACAACUGCCUGAUGUUCAACAACAUACUCUCGUUCAAGACCGUAACUUGGCUAGAAAAAUGGAACAAGAACGCAGGAGGAGAGAAGUAAUGGCUUGUUUAAUUGAUAUGAAUCUGCAGAGAGAGAUUAUGGCAUCUUUUGAAGAAUAUCUUGAAAGCUGAUGUUAAUGUCAAUGCUACUACAAUCUGUACAACGUUGAAAAUGUACUAGUUACAAACUUAAAUGUUAAGACCACUUUAAAAAGUAUGUAAGCUCCUCUAAAAUGCUUGAUAGAUAAAGCUUGUUCAUUAACACUUGAAGCAUCACAAGAUUUUUCUGCUGCUUUAUAAUAUGUGUAAUCCAGUAUGCUACACAGUGGAACGUAGUUGUUCUUUAGAUUAGUUUCAUAUGUUAUGUAUAUAAAUAAGAAAAUAUCAUAUUCUAGACUUUUUUCUCAUUUUUUUUAAAAAACUUUUUUUUCAGAAACACUUGAGGAUCUGUUAUACUGAGUAGAGCCAAAUUCUUGCUGGACUGUAUUAAGUCACAGCAUACUAAAUAUGCACCUAUAGAAACUACUUUAAGGUCUCAUCAAUUAUGUGAUUGCUAUUAAGACCAUUACUUUACUAUGACACACUUGCACAGCAUCUGGGCUGUGACAAAAGACCUCAAUAACAGUGAUAAUUUCUAAAGGGUGUGCAACAGUAUUUGUAAUAGUGAAAAAACAUUUCCUGGAACUGUAAUUUCAGCAGCAAAUCCUGUAUACUUGCAUGUUGUAAGGCCCAGACAUGUUGAUCUUCUGUUUAUUUUAUGUUAACAUAACGUUUCAGUAAGGAUGUAAGCAUGUUUGCCAGAUAGUUCUGGUUCCUCACAGAAAGAAAUUACCUAAAACAUCCCACUUCUGGCUCCAGUUUGAAAGGCUUUCUGAUUAAUGCAAGAUUUUUUUAAUGUUGGAAUACUUAUCUGAAGUAGCAACUAGAGUGUAAAAACCCUGUGUUAUUGUUGAUUACAUAUAGCUAUCUCAAAAUAAGUACAGGACUAAUCAAAAAUUAUUUUAUAGAAUUAAUACCAACACACAAUGUGUAUUACAUAAAUGUUGGGUGGAAGGGGCCCCCUUGAGAUCGCCUAGUUCAGUGGUCUCCAAAACUUUUUCAUCACAUAACCCAUCAUUUAAAAAAUU
Molecule: messenger RNA, 4055 nt
Organism: Athene cunicularia (burrowing owl)
Lineage: Eukaryota; Metazoa; Chordata; Aves; Strigiformes; Strigidae
Gene: BRDT
Product: bromodomain testis associated
Exons: 19
Coding region: 1-3060 (1019 amino acids)
Biological process (GO): positive regulation of transcription elongation by RNA polymerase II; chromatin remodeling
Cellular component (GO): nucleus; chromatin
Source: RefSeq, a predicted model, not a curated record